CGAAACAUAACCUCUGAAGGACACACGCUGAGGAGUGCUUAGAAUUCGAGAAAACGCAGUAUUUCCUAGUUAUUUGUGAAUCCAGGCAGUGAAAAAUGUCUCGUUUGAUGUGGAGACUGAGAAGUCUCGUGGAGAAUGUGAGGAAAUCACCCGUUUCCUCGUACGCCACCUUCACACAAAGGGACUUUCAGUAUGAGGAUCACUCUCAUUCCGGGACUCUCCUGAAUCGCUUCGCCAAGUCGAUAGCCAUACAAAAUAGUGUGGAGGCAAAGAUUGCCAAGAACACAAUCAAGUACAGUCAGUUUUAUCCCGUGCAGAACAAAGACAGGUUCCGGCAAGAGCUGGAAAAAAUUGCAUCAGAUCAGUUGGUCAGGCUCCUCAUGUUCACGGCAAACUAUCGCGGGAAUGCGGACAUCGCCAAGAUCUACCAAGUGAUAAAUGAUGUGGAUAAUGAGGUGAAUCAUCGGAUUGAAAAGUUGGCGUACAGAGACGUUCAGGAAAUUUUACAGAUGUUUAUGUAUUUGCUGCCCAACAAAGUCACAGAGUUGGAUACCGUGAGACGCGGACUGCAAAAGCUUAUUGAUGGAUUCCCUGAGAACAAAACCAAGGAGAACUUCGUGCAAAUCUGCUUCUACUUGGGGCUGUUCAAGAAAACCAAGCGACAGAGUGAGCAACUCAAGGCAUUCCUGGAAAUGUACUUGAGCAACUAUCUUGAGGAUUUGGACAGUUUGCAACUGGCAUUGGUGGCAAAUUCCGCAUUCAAAGCCACAGUGACCAUCUCGGACAAGGAUUUCCAUCAGCGUCUAAUAUCAGAGAUUCUCAGCAUGAAUACCGAUGUGGACAUUCAGUUGCUGGUGACUUUCGUGAAGAGUCUGAGGCACAACAAGGUUGAUAGUGCAUGCGUUCUGGACAAAAUACAAUCUAUUCUCGAAGAGGGAGAUAUCCAGGAUGGCGAUCUAAGAGCAUAUACUCACCUUUUGGCACUCUUUGCGGAGAAUCGUCGAAUCCCUGAGACUUUUGGCAAAACCAUUUCGGCUGAAUGUAUGGAAAUCAUCAAAGAGGAACACGAAAAGUCAAUUGAAUUGACCAGAGAAGACAGAUACUUGAAUCCCAACUUCCGCGCUAAAGAUCUCGCCACGUUCCUGUGGUGUUGCACAAAUAUGCAGGAUAACAUUCUCUCACGUGAUGACCUCAAUUCCGUGUGCAAUGCAAUAUUGUGGAAGUUGAGGAAUUAUGAGUACAGGUAUGCUUUCGAUGAGUUUGUGGACACUCUCUUGUCUUUCUUUAUGCUGGGAGGUAAAUCUGAGAUGCUCUUCAAGUCAUUCUUCAAUGAUAAAGACUUCCUGGUGCCACCAAAGGGUCAAAAUCGCAUAAAAUUGGACUCAAGACAACUUCUCUUGAUUUCAUGCUUGGAGAUCGAAAUGCCUGAAGUGCUGCCCAAUCCGGUGAGUGGCAAAAAAGCCAAUUCAUUUGCAGAUGUGCCGAAUUAUUUGCUGGAGAAACGCCCAAAGUUGGUCAGCGUUGGACAGACGCUGAAGGACAUUGCUGAUGAGUUGGAAUUGGAGAAAAUCGAACUGAAACUUCCAGUAAGGAAUAUCAAUAUCCCGAGUUAUCGUGUGGAAGUGAGGCGUUCUGGAGGAAGAAAUACGAGUUUCUGGAUUGAAAUUCUGGACGACAAAAUCACAAUGGCUGAUCUGGAGACUCCUACGGCUUUCGUGAGGCUCAAACUGAGACUUCUUCGACAAUUGGAGCAAGAUUACGUUCUUGUUAAUGCGGCGAAGAAGGAGGGCGAACAAUUGAAGGAAUGCUUGCGACAGACUAUCAAAGAACAUCUGGAAACUCUAGAUUCCGAAUCUGAGGAUGAAGUUCAAGGUGUAAUCAAAUAAUUUUGUUAAAAGGCAAACAAAUGUAGUCAGAAAGGUA
This is a messenger RNA of Phlebotomus argentipes, 1923 nucleotides long. RefSeq lists its product as uncharacterized. The record is from RefSeq and is a predicted model, not a curated record. The transcript has 2 exons. Bases 96 to 1886 code for a protein of 596 amino acids. Lineage: Eukaryota; Metazoa; Arthropoda; Insecta; Diptera; Psychodidae.